AUGAUUCUUGAUGCCAUGGACAGGAAAGAAUUGACUACAGUUGUGUUAUUAGACUUGUCGAAAGCGGUCGAUAGCAUUGAACAUUCGUUGCUAUUCAAAAAACUGCAUUCAAUGGGCGUGUAUGGGAAAGCUGUGGAUUGGUUUAAGAGUUACCUCUCAGACAGAACUCAAUCUGUGAGGAUUGGUCAUAUACUAUCAGAAGCUCGUGCGAUAACACACGGUGUGCCUCAAGGUUCAAUACUUGGUCCAGCGUUAUUUAGUAUUUAUAUAAACGAUCUUCCAACUACUCCCAUUAUAUGUCCUUUAGAAUCGUAUGUAUAG
Molecule: messenger RNA, 321 nt
Organism: Paramuricea clavata
Lineage: Eukaryota; Metazoa; Cnidaria; Anthozoa; Malacalcyonacea; Plexauridae
Source: the annotation of a GenBank genome assembly